AUUUAACUGCUAAAAAAGUUGUUUCUGUUCUGUCUUCGUGAAUCUUCACGUUGUGAAUUUACUUCAGACAUAGAGAGAGACAGUGGAAAAGCUUAAAGCUGCUGUAUAAAAACCAUCAGUGUCUACUAGAGAGUGUGUGUGUGUGUGUCUUGUGAGCGAGAAAGUAAAGUGAAUAGUUGGUGAAGAGUGAAGAUGAAUAACUCAGUAGCUUCAGAGAACAGUUUUAUUAUUGAAAGUGAUGAAGAAGAUGAUAAGGAUUUUAACAAAGGUGAUGAUGGAAAUGAUUCUGAUUCUUCCAAUUACUCAAAUGAAAAUCCACCACAGAGGAAACAAAGUUCUUAUAAUCCAUCAUGGCCUCAGAGUUACAGGCAAUCUAUUGAUCUAUACAGUAGUGUGCCAUCACCAAGUAUUGGAUUUCUGGGAAAUUCUUCGCUUACAAGAUUAAGCAGUUCCUUCCUUUCUACAUCUCUAACAAGGAGGCACACUCCUGAAGUACUUCCUUCAGUCACAAAACCUUUGAUACAACCAACAGAAGAGGAGAAGCACCAAAGACGCAGCUCUCACACCUUGCUUCCUCCCCUUUCUAGAAGGUCUUCUUUGCUUAAGAAAGAAUCCAAGGUUUCUCAUGAAGUUCCUUCUCGCCACUGCUCUUUCGGACAGGCUGUGCUUAAUGGCAUAAAUGUCCUUUGUGGAGUAGGAAUCCUUUCAACCCCUUAUGCUGCUAAAGAAGGUGGAUGGCUAGGACUUUCCAUCUUGUUCAUUUUUGGAAUUCUUUCUUUUUAUACUGGAUUGCUCUUGCGUUCCUGCUUGGACAGUGAACCUGGUCUUGAAACAUACCCUGAUAUUGGCCAAGCUGCUUUUGGUACUGCCGGACGAAUUGCUAUUUCAAUAGUAUUAUACGUCGAAUUAUAUGGCUGUUGUAUUGAAUAUAUAAUUUUGGAGGGAGACAACUUGGCUUCCUUGUUUCCAAAUGCAUACUUAAAUUUAGGUGGAAUUGAAUUGAAUCCACAAACAUUGUUUGCUGUGGUUGCAGCCUUGGCUGUUCUUCCUACAGUUUGGCUCCGCGACUUAAGCGUUCUUAGUUACAUCUCAGCUGGUGGAGUUAUUGCAUCAGUUUUAGUGGUUCUGUGCUUGUUAUGGAUUGGCAUAGAAGACGUCGGCUUUCAACGCUCAGGGACAACACUCAAUCUUGGAACUCUUCCUGUUGCUAUUGGUCUUUAUGGUUACUGUUAUUCUGGACAUGCCGUGUUCCCAAAUAUUUAUACAUCAAUGGCAAAACCAAACCAAUUCCCUGCAGUACUUGUAGCAUGUUUCGGAGUUUGUACCUUACUAUAUGCUGGUGGUGCUGUUAUGGGAUACAAAAUGUUUGGAGAAGAUACACUCUCUCAAUUCACCCUUAACCUGCCUCAAGACUUGGUUGCAACCAAGAUUGCUGUCUGGACUACGGUGGUUAAUCCAUUUACCAAGUAUGCAUUGACUAUAUCUCCAGUGGCAAUGAGUCUUGAAGAGUUGAUACCAGCAAACCAUGCCAAGUCUUACCUAUUUUCCAUUUUCAUCAGAACAGGCCUUGUAUUUUCUACCCUUGUUAUUGGUCUCUCAGUUCCCUUUUUUGGUUUGGUGAUGUCCUUGAUUGGAUCAUUACUUACAAUGCUUGUAACUUUGAUAUUGCCAUGUGUUUGUUACCUAAGAAUCUUGCGGGGAAAAGUAACGCGAAUACAGGCAGGACUUUGCAUUACAAUCAUUGUAGUAGGCGUUGCGUGUUCUUCCGUUGGAACGUACUCAGCCCUUGCGGAGAUUGUUAAGAGUUUGAGUGGAUGAAGUUUUGUGUGGAAGAUGAGAGUUGUUUGCUAGUAUCUACCCUUUUCAAUGUUCUGUCGUUUUGAGUAUUACACAUCCCAAUUUUGAGUCAAUUUUUGUCAAGCUGUGGCUUCCUCAUUCUGUUACUGUUAUUUGUUGUUACCAUAUCAUAAAAAGUUUUGCUCAGGUUUGAAAUGUUGGUAAUAUAGAUUGUGGAGAGAAACACUUUUGAGAGUUUGUAAGAAGCGUUCAAAUGAAUUUGUUAAAGAGUAUUUUCUUUUAGUUGAAAA
Molecule: messenger RNA, 2087 nt
Organism: Medicago truncatula (barrel medic)
Lineage: Eukaryota; Viridiplantae; Streptophyta; Magnoliopsida; Fabales; Fabaceae
Product: amino acid transporter AVT1C
Exons: 13
Coding region: 193-1818 (541 amino acids)
Source: RefSeq, a predicted model, not a curated record